Molecule: messenger RNA, 2084 nt
Organism: Sebastes umbrosus (honeycomb rockfish)
Lineage: Eukaryota; Metazoa; Chordata; Actinopteri; Perciformes; Sebastidae
Product: OTU domain-containing protein 1
Exons: 1
Coding region: 299-1615 (438 amino acids)
Biological process (GO): protein deubiquitination
Molecular function (GO): cysteine-type deubiquitinase activity
Source: RefSeq, a predicted model, not a curated record
AUUUAAAGCGAAGCCUUAUGGGUGUCAUCAUAUCUGACUUGACACUGUUAUAAAGCAGAGUGUCCUGUUACAGUUUGAAGGCUAAAAUUAGGGAGGCACCCCAACGGCAAAUGACGCAAGAAGUCUAAAGCGUCCCGUCUACUCGUCUCUCUGUGUGUCAAUGGUAUCAGGACUCAGGACCAUGGAAACCUUCCCUACAACUUCACUGUUGUUGAUGACAUGCAGGGUAUUUUUAGUCGUUGUUGUCAUCUCUCCAGUAACAGCAGCCAGGCGUUCAGUAUAAAGGCUCUCCUUCAAAAUGCAGCUGUACAACAGUGUGCUGACACACUACCCGAGGUCGUCUCGCAAAGUUACAAUAACUGUAUUGAGCGGAUCUGAGCGUUCCUCUGGUGCGCCUAAAGCAGGAUUUACGCACCAACAAGCAGCAGGCGCAACUCCUCCAGCGACCAACGGGGAUCCGGUGAGAGAGGCUGCUCCUUCUUCUUCUUCUUCUUCUUCCGCAAACAUGCCUGCCUUUUCGUGUUACGAAGCUACAUCCAGGAGGCCAGUUUACUUCACAUCCACUGCUGAGAUAUUAAUCCGCAGGCCUGAUGGAGUGGAGAGGUCUGUGCCUGUCCAUAUCAUGAGGAAGGACAAGACUAAACCUCCAUCUCCUGAGGAUGUGGAAAGUAUCCUCUGUGAUGAUGAGAUUGUGGACUUGAUAGAUCAUCUAAGAAAUGGCACAGAUGAGCUGUUUUCUGAUUGCCCACAGCUUGUUGGAAAUCACCGUUUCAACAGUAACAACAGCAACAAGAGGGUGGUUGGACAUUCAAGUGAGGAUGAAGCAGUUUCCCCACUCAGAAGCAAUGGAUGGGACUCAUUGCAUGAAGGGGAGCUGGUUCCUUCCAGAGCAGAUCAGCUUGAAGUAGACCUCAAAAAGGAAGAUUUUAGUGGCACAUCUGCUCCAGCAUCAGAUGAGAGAAGGGCCUUUGAGCUCAGCGUCCUGCAGGAGUCCCCCCAACAGAGGUGCCAAGAGAGAGAAGAGGUCAACAAUAAGGUCACCCGCUACCUGGCUGAGGUAGAGAAACAGAACAAGUACCUCCAGGAGAGGCACAAAUACAGGUACCACAUCAUUCCAGAUGGCAACUGUCUGUACAGAGCUGUGUGCAAAGCCACGUACGGGGACCAGGCAAGACAUGGGGAGCUGAGGGAGCAGACGGUGCACCACAUCGCCGACCACCUGGAGGAGUUCAACCCCAUCAUCGAAGGGGACGUGGGAGAGUUCCUGAUCAAUGCGGCCCAGGAUGGUGCCUGGGCCGGCUACCCGGAGCUUCUCGCCAUGAGCCAGAUGCUGAACGUCAACAUCCACCUGACGACAGGGGGGAGCCUGGAGAGCCCCACCGUGUCCACCAUGGUGCACUAUCUCGGGGACGAGGACGCCUCCAAAGCGGCAAUGUGGCUGAGUUGGCUGAGCAACGGCCACUACGACGUCCUCCUGGACAAGUGUCUCCCCAACCCGGAGCACGAAGACUGGUGCAGACACUCACAGAUGCAGAGGAAGCGAGACGAGGAACUGGCAAAGUCCAUGGCUGCAUCUUUAUCCAAAAUGUACAUUGAGCAAAAUGGAUCUGCGUGAAAAGAGCUACUGAAACAAGUAGACCACUGAUGGUUUCUAUACAUGCUUGAAAUUAUUUUUUUUAUAAGAUUUAUAUCAUGAGAGAAAGGAAGUGCAGUGCACAUACUUUGGGUUUUUCUAUAUGCCAAAUUAGUGGCAGUGGUUUGUGAAAGUGUUUGAAAGUGUUUUGAUAGUUUGGGUUAUGUUGACAUGAUUGUUACUGUACAUGGAAGUGCUUUUGAGUAUUUAUUUGCCUUUUACUGGCAGACCUGAUGUUUUUCUAUAAUGUCUGUGCUUUGUAGGCCAAUUACAGAGAAACUUGCCAUCUGUCGCUAGAGCUACUGUUUAAUAGCUGUACUCUCUUUUGCACAAAUCAGACAAGUCCAGAGAGUUUGUGUCUGUCUGUGAGAACAGUUCUUUUUUCUAUUAUUCCAGUUCUGUUUAGGCUUUUGACAGAAUAUUUCAAAAUAAAGUUUUGAAGAAAACCUGA